AUGAACUGGUCCAGCUCCGGUGAGGCCUACGUCCUUUCCACGGCGUCCUUUGCUGGGCUGGAAGGCAGCAGCCGAAAGCGUCAUCUUUGGGACUGCGAGGCCAGCUCCCACCACCAUGACACCAACCACACCUUCUUCCCCAACACUCCCAUUCCGGAUUGCCGACCUCCUCUCCUCCCCAUGAACAACCUCCCCUUCUGUUGGCCACCACCCACCGUGCCGAAGAACGCGGUGGAACCGGUCCCCGGAGGCCAAAUCGGACUAAAUCUGUGGGGCCACAGGACCUACGUUCCUCCCAGCGACGGCCUCGAGACAGCCCACCUCUUCGCAUUAAGGUCGGUAGGUGCGCACUCGCCGAGCCACACGCCGCCUCGCUGCCAGGCUGACGGGUGCAGUGCCGACCUCUCCGGUGCAAAGUACUACCACCGCCGCCACAAGGUGUGCGAGUUCCACUUCAAGGCCGCCGUCGUCGUCGCCCAUGGAUUGCCCCAGAGGUUCUGCCAGCAAUGCAGCAGGUAA
Molecule: messenger RNA, 519 nt
Organism: Musa acuminata subsp. malaccensis (wild Malaysian banana)
Lineage: Eukaryota; Viridiplantae; Streptophyta; Magnoliopsida; Zingiberales; Musaceae
Product: squamosa promoter-binding-like protein 10
Cellular component (GO): nucleus
Molecular function (GO): DNA binding
Source: RefSeq, a predicted model, not a curated record